AAGAGAGCAAACAAAAAAGGACAUCAAAUUGAAUUCCCACGCACGGCACCGUUGAGCUCACUCAGUCAGUAGGUUUCAAAUAAGUGUAGUUAUUAGUGUUGUCCGCAGACGUGUGUUUAUUUCUUUACUGUCGUGAAUGCCAAGACAUUUUGAGAACCAUGAAGACAAAUAUCUGGAAUAUAAAGGACGUUUUGCACAUACCAACUGCAUCUGGGGGACCUAGAGUACCUAACCAGGGUGGCGCCUCAAGUGAUUUAUCUAGCUUAACAGACUCACAGUUUCUGAUGGGAUCUCAGUUCUGGCCUGAGAAUUCACAGUCCUUGAUGUCUCAGGAUCUAUCUCUUAGUUCAAGAAACACCAAACAAAGUUCUGAGGAGGGCAGUGAAUGGAGACUUUCCACAAAUUAUCAUCCAAAACCUUACCUGUUCGGUGGAGACAUUGAGGGAAACACUUCUACUUCCAUUAGCAGUAAACCGGCCAGUGGUAUGUUAGACAGGUUUUCAGAGGACAAGAGAAGGGUGAAAGACAAGGUAGAAAGUGAAACGAUGCUCCAAGGGUUUUUGCAAUUUAACAAGCAUCUUGAGAAGACAAAUUAUUUGUUCGAAAGUGCAAAUACCAGGGGUGAGACCACACACAAAGCACUGGUUGAAAGAAUAAGUGAUCUUGCAAGAACAAUAAAAGAAAAUGUGGCCAGUGCGCCGAACAGCAUCAGACCAGAAAUUGAGACCGUCAUCACAAAAUUAGACUUUCAAGAUAAAAAACUGAGAGAAAUUGAAGAAAAAGAAAUUAAGGAUUUGAAGGAUUUGUUGGAGCGUGUAAAUGGGAGUAGUGAGACCACACACAGCGCUCUGGUGGAAGGACUAAGUGGUCUUACAAGAACAAUAAAAGAAAUGAGGAAUAGCAUGAGACCUAAGAUUGAGGAUGUCAUGACAAAAUUAGGCUGUCAAGAUCAGGCACUCAAAGAGAUGGAAGACAGAGAGGUUAAGAUGGCCGGUGCUAUAAAGGGCCUCAGCACCCAACUGCAGGACCUGCAGAGAAACAUGGACAGCCUGAAGGUGGAGCAGGGCCAGGAGCAGAGCGUCCUGGCCAAGAUGCAGUCCCUCCUGGCCGCUACCCUGGAGGCCACAGCCCAGAAACCUGCGCCCAAGCCCAUCCACAUGGUCAACAGCGAGGUGCAGACCUCCCCCAGCCUGACGCAGCGCUUCUGUGUGGCGUCGCAUGAAGAAGAGAAACACUCUGAGCUCUCGCAGAGUCUGACCUCCACCGCCGUGCAGACCUCCACCGCUGUGCAGACCAGCACAGCAGUGUGCGAUCAGAGAGUGCCAUCCCGCGGUGCCCUUCGCCCUCUCCCCACCAACCAGGAGCAGGUCAUGCACAUGGCGGCCGGAGGAAUGAAGGAGGGCCUCUGGCAGCAGUCCGUCUGUAUACAGAUGCUCAAGCCAACUGGGGAUGCCGUGGCCGACUCUGGCCUGACCAAGCCCCAGGGGCGCUACGCACUGAGGCAGCAGGUCUCGCGCAGCAUCGUGGGAGCCAUGCCAGAUGAUUCUCAGAUGUUUGCCGUCAGUGACAGCACCCAGCUGUGGCCGGUCAGACAAGACGUGAUGACGACAGACUUUCCUGUGCAUAAAGGGUACCACGGCGAGAAAAAGUCAAAGUCGAAGAAAAGACACAGAGGACAGAAGAGGGCACUCAUUCCGUCGAGGGGAUCAUGUGGCCGCACUGGGGCUGGGCGAAGAGCUGCUACCCACAAGGCGAGAUCUUCUUUUGAGUACGAUGAAGAGGAGGAGGAAGAGGAGGAUGAGCUGUCUCCGCUCUACCACUUGAAAAACAAAGCCUUCCGCUCAAACGUCAAACCACCUCAGAAGUACAAGGAAAACGAUCCGUUUCACAUGGCCUUUAACGAAGACCACAGCACGACUCCAGCUAACAUGCAGAUCGCAGAGGCUGGCCAGGAAGUACUCUGGAAACUUUUCGAUUUUGAUGAUUCUGACUAAUUUUAUAAAACAAGUGAAAGUAAUAAGUUAAAAAUAAGUUACAAUUGUUUCCUUGUUUUGUUUAGAUUUUUAAAGCGCCUUUUUUACAGCUUAGUUAGGCCAGCUUUCAAAUGACUGGAGGAAUUGAGUGUGAAGACUGGCAUUGAGACAUGUUUAUAUUUGUAUUAGAAUUCGUUCAACCUUUCAACUCAUUCAGUUUCAUUGAAUUGGGGACAGAGGGAAGUGGGUGGGCGUGCUGGACUUUGGUAUUAUGUUGCAAACAAAAAAAACAAAAGGAAAAAAAGUUACUUGUUUCAGAUAAAAUGAAAAAUCACAGUAGGCAAACUGGUCUAUUUGCAUGACUGUAUUCUUCUGCAAGCAAACUUGAGUUACAAUAAAUAUAUACAAAUCACAUAA
Molecule: messenger RNA, 2390 nt
Organism: Engraulis encrasicolus (European anchovy)
Lineage: Eukaryota; Metazoa; Chordata; Actinopteri; Clupeiformes; Engraulidae
Exons: 10
Coding region: 159-1994 (611 amino acids)
Biological process (GO): meiotic DNA double-strand break formation; DNA recombination; homologous chromosome pairing at meiosis
Cellular component (GO): condensed nuclear chromosome
Source: RefSeq, a predicted model, not a curated record